Molecule: messenger RNA, 666 nt
Organism: Adineta steineri
Lineage: Eukaryota; Metazoa; Rotifera; Eurotatoria; Adinetida; Adinetidae
Source: the annotation of a GenBank genome assembly
AUGCAUAUUAAUGCAAAUACAGUGAUAUUUAAUCGAACAAUUCUUCUUGUUCCUUAUGGAAAACAUCAUGUCAAAAAAUAUCAUAUAUGGAUGCAAAAUGAAGAAAUACUUGAACUUACAGCUUCAUUACCAUUAAGUAUAGAAGAAGAAUAUCAUAUGCAACAAACAUGGUUAAAUGAUAAUGAUAAAUGUACAUUUAUUAUUUUAUCAAAAGAACUAUUUGAUCAAACACAUGAUGAAAUAAAAUCAAUGAUUGGUGAUGUGAAUUUAUUUUUAAAUGAUUCCGAUGAUAUUCAUUGUGGUGAACUUGAACUAAUGAUUGCUGAAGUAACAGCACGAAGAAAAGGUUAUGGAUUAGAAACAUUAUAUACAUUUCUCCGUUAUGGUAAAUUAAAAUUUCAUUUAUUUAAUAAACUAUUUUUUCUUGCAGCAAUAGAAAUACUUCAUAUAACACGUUUUAUUGUUAAAAUUGGUCUCAAGAAUCUACCAAGUAUUGCUUUAUUCACAAAAAAAUUUCAAUUUCAAACAAUUGAAACAUCAGAAGUUUUUCAAGAAGUAACAAUGGAACGACGUGUAGAUGAUGAAUUUAUUAAAUUGUUACAAAUGAAAACUCCAGAUUAUAAAAUUGAUUCUUAUGAUAAAUUGAAUACAGAUAAAACCGUUUGA